AUGGAGGUUGACAAUGACACACAACCAACCGUUAACAUCGAUGAAACUCUAACGAUUCAAUGUGAUUGGCAUCUUGCUCUCAGAGAACCUAUUUCACUGUUCUGGCUUGGAAUUAAACGAUCUGGCGCUGCGAAGUCCGAAUUCUUCGACGUCCAAGUCACAAAAUUGGUUGACGAAUAUGGGUUUGCGGUAAUGCCUGGAGAAGGAACAAUCAAGUCUUCCGCUUUUACGAAAAUUUUACUGGACGAGCUUAGAGUUCUCGAAGGUCAUAUAAUGGAUGUCUAUCGCUGCAUGUACUUUCCAUCUGGUCUUGUUGUUCUGAGCGGCGGAAUGGACAUGACAGUCAAAAUUUGGGGAGUUGACAGCGGAAAGUGUGCUGCGACUCUGAAAGGACAUACACAAGCAGUCACUGGUCUUGGGAUAAUCGGCGUUGGUCGUGAAGUACUCUCUUGUUCCAACGAUGGAACAGCACGAAUGUGGGAGUGUCGAGAUUCAAAAACAGUAAAAACUUGGAACUUCGGAAAAGGAAGAUGCGCUGAUUUAUCAGUUUCCGUUGAUUGCUCACGGUUUGCAGUUAUUUGCGAGAGUAAUUUCCUAUCAGUCAUAGAUCUGCACGGAGACCAAGUUCGUCGUGACAUCAAACUACCAUCUGAACCAUCGGCUCUCUGUUUUUCAAAUGAUGAAGCUGGCGAAAUCGUGUUUGUUGGCUUCGAAGACGGUAGUGUGGGAGCAUAUAACGUUGCUCAACAACAUCUUAUUGGUCAGAUAAAGACUCAGAAAAGCAGUGUUAAGUGCCUGAAGUACUUCUGUAAUCGCCUCUUGGUCGCUUUCAAUGAUGGAGGUGUUUUCGCAUACCCCAUUCCAUCGCUUCCUCAGAAAUCUGGAGAGUCAACUGAUGAGUCUGAAAACAUAAUUUCUGCGGAGUACGAACUUACCGGUGCUGAUUGUGAUCCCAUUUACGACAUAGCCAUUCACAAACGGAGUGUUUACACUUGCUGCAGAGAUGGUGUUGUUCGUAUGUAUAAACUUCUUUGGAACACAUAA
Messenger RNA from Caenorhabditis briggsae, 1044 nucleotides. Lineage: Eukaryota; Metazoa; Nematoda; Chromadorea; Rhabditida; Rhabditidae. The coding region runs from base 1 to 1044 and encodes 347 amino acids. Gene Ontology annotation, molecular function: protein binding. The record is from RefSeq and is a predicted model, not a curated record. The transcript is spliced from 5 exons.